This is a messenger RNA of Cyprinus carpio (common carp), 1669 nucleotides long. RefSeq names its product claudin 10b (gene cldn10b). The record is from RefSeq and is a predicted model, not a curated record. Gene Ontology annotation, molecular function: structural molecule activity. Gene Ontology annotation, biological process: bicellular tight junction assembly; cell adhesion. Gene Ontology annotation, cellular component: plasma membrane; bicellular tight junction. Lineage: Eukaryota; Metazoa; Chordata; Actinopteri; Cypriniformes; Cyprinidae.
CUUUGAACAUUUUGUUAACUCUAAGUAACAUUACAUCUAUGUGUCAACUAACUCUCAUUAGAAUAUUAGUAGACUGUCUGGUUAAUAUCUGCGAACUCUUUGUGAUGGUCUUCCAACAGACAUUUACUGACUAUAAGAAACUUUGCAAGUACAUGUCAACUUAUUCUAACCCUAACCCUACCAGUCUAAUAGUACAGUAGACACUCUAAUGAGAGCUCGCAGAUAUGUAGGUGCAACAUUACGUAUAGUCAACAGAAUGUGCAAAAGGGGACCAUCAAAAUAAAAUGUAACCAAAAAUAAUAAUAAUAAUAAAAAGGCCUGUUAAUAUUUUUCUGUGUUACCACCUUCCCCCCGUCUCCUUCAGUGGCUGCAUUCAAUCUUUUGGUUUGGCACACCCUCCCAGUGCAGUGUCAAAUGAGAAUAUAUUAGCCAGCUGAUGUAGUGCACUCGCUAAACCUGGACAAUAACCAGGAGAACCGCAGGAGGGACAGCUGGAGAACUUAAGAAGAACAAUGAGUAACAUGGCAAGAGAGAUACUGGCGUUUAUCCUCACGACCUCGGGGUGGGUGCUGGUGUCCUCCACCUUACCUACAGACUACUGGAAGGUGUCUUCAAUCGACGGCACGGUUAUCACCACAGCCACCUUCUGGUCCAACUUGUGGAAAACAUGUGUGACUGAUUCUACCGGAGUCUCCAACUGCAAAGACUUCCCUUCAAUGCUGGCACUGGAUGGUUAUAUCCAGGUGUGUCGGGGACUGAUGAUCGCUGCAGUCUGUCUGGGUUUCUUUGCAUCGAUCUUUGCUCUGAUCGGCAUGAAGUGCACUAAGAUCGGUGGUCCUGACCAAACCAAAGCCAGAAUCGUCUGCUUGUCUGGGAUCACCUUCAUGUGUACUGGUCUGUGUUCUCUCAGCGCCUGCUCUCUGUACGCUCACAGGAUCACGUCUGAGUUUUUCGACCCCAUGUUUGUUGCGCAAAAGUAUGAACUGGGCGCUGCCUUGUUCAUCGGCUGGGCCGGAUCGACUCUGUGCAUCCUCGGAGGGGCGCUCUUCUGCCUGUCGCUGUCUGAUGGCAUGAGCAGCAACAACUCACCGUAUCCAUCGGACAGAAGAGCUUUCGUCAACAGCGGAGCAUCUUUAAUGUCUCGUGCGAUGCCACAGAGUCAGUCGUCUCACACCAGGAGACCUCCGCCAGAAUACAGCGGCACUUCCAAACACUUCGACAAAAACGCCUACGUAUAACACACACGGCUGACUUCAGCCAUCCACGCCUCAUUCACACCUCCUCCUUCUGAUGUCUAAUAUCUCACUGGUAUCUUUUGUUAGCUUAUUAAGUGUCUUUGGAGGCCAGCUCAGAUGACUUGUACAGAUGCUGUAAUUGAAGUUUUGGUCAGGAUUAUAAUUUGCUAUAUUGAAGACUCUGGCAUUUGUAAUGUGAUUUCAGCACUACAUUUAUGUUUACGCAGCGCUGCAUGAGAUUAUGUCAUCUGUUGAUAGUUGUGCUGUACUCGACCAGUUUUGGGUGACUCAUGGUGGUUGAUCAAAGCAGGCCAGAUUGAAUUAUGUUUCUGGAAACUGUCAAAUGAAAUAACACUUCAAUACAGAUUUGAGUUUCAAUAUUGUCUGAAUUUCUAACAUUGAAGAUUGUGUAGCCUGUAUUGCCAAGUCUCAGU